AUGGAAGCCUUCAUUACGAGGAAGAAACGGAAAAGGGAAGCUGAUGCAGAGAAGCUUGGCGAGGACGAUGAGCCCACGGAACUGAAACUGGCCCUUCUCUCCUCUCUCCACCCAGCUCUAGACCAAGACGCCCUACUGGACAUUCUUCUGGCCCAUGAUGGAUCCGUCUCGGCAGCAUCUGCUUCGCUUAAACCCCAGGGCUCUCUCAAGAAAGCUAGGGGUGUCGUCGGCUCACAGACAUCGUUGAAACUCUUCUCAUCCGCGCCAUCCAGCGAUGGGCAACCGUCCUCUCCCACAAAAGCUCGACUCUUAAGCAAGAAAGGCACGACCCUCCACCUGUAUGAUCCAGUCGAUGUUGCCGAGCACACUCCGUGCACAGUUAUACACAACUUUCUGCCUCCGGACGAGGCAGAUAGCCUAUUGACAGAGCUGCUUGAAGAAUCCGAAACUUUUGAGAAGAUCACGUUCAAGCUCUUCGACAAUGUUGUCUCAAGUCCACACACGUCCUGUCUCUACGUCGGCAGCACCGCUGAGCUAAACAGACAGAAGUAUGAGUACGUGUACAACGGGGCGAGACUCACGGAUGUGCGCAAGCUCACGCCCCACCUCGACGGCGUAAAAGCCCGGGUUGAAGAGGCCGUGAACCUAGAGGUCCAGGAGCGGAUCAAGAGCCGCUACCCUGGUGGCAGGAAGCUGAAGCACCAGUCAUCCAACCGGUGGACCCCCAACGCGGCCUUCGUGAACUGCUAUGCCGGCCCGCAGGAGAGCGUCGGCUGGCACAGCGACCAGCUAACCUACCUUGGGCCCCGGCCCGUCAUCGGGUCUCUCUCCCUCGGCGUGGCCCGCGAGUUCCGUGUCCGGCGCAUCGUGCCCCGGGAUGCCGACACCGGCGGCGGCGGGGGCAGCGGCAGCGGCAGCGGCAGCGGAAGCACCCGACCCCCCGCCGACGACCCCGACGCCGAGGGCCAGAUCGCCGUCCACCUCCCGCACAAUUCGCUGCUGGUCAUGCACGCCGAGAUGCAGGAGGAGUGGAAGCACUGCAUCGCCCCGGCGCAGGUCAUCGACCCGCAUCCCCUGGCGGGAAGCAAGAGGAUCAACGUCACCUACCGGGACUACCGCGCCGAGUUCCACCCGUCGCGCACCCCCAUGUGCCCCUGCGGCGUGCCCGCCGUGCUGCGCGUCGUCCAGCGGAAGAGGGAGAGCUGGGGGAGGUAUUUCUGGAUGUGCCAUGCGGGGAACGUCCCGGGAAAGGACGGAUGUACCUUCUUUCAGUGGGCCGAGUUUGACGACGAAGGGAUUCCGAUUCGGAGCACGCCGUCGUCCAAACCGGUCUCGGGACAGAGAUGA
Phialemonium atrogriseum is the source of this 1347-nucleotide messenger RNA. Its product is annotated as putative GRF zinc finger protein. Gene Ontology annotation, biological process: DNA alkylation repair; DNA repair. Gene Ontology annotation, cellular component: nucleus. The coding region runs from base 1 to 1347 and encodes 448 amino acids. The record is from RefSeq and is a predicted model, not a curated record. The transcript has 2 exons. NCBI's taxonomy places the organism in Eukaryota, Fungi, Ascomycota, Sordariomycetes, Cephalothecales, Cephalothecaceae. Gene Ontology annotation, molecular function: dioxygenase activity; zinc ion binding.